AUGGCAAAAUUUGCACUUGUUGCUCUUGGGGGAGGCGGUGGAGACAUUGGAAAGCAUAUCAAUCAUGGUGGUGGUGAUGGAGGUGAUGAUGAUGGUGAUGAUGAUGAUUACUUUGAUGACUUCGACGAUGGUGAUGAGGGUGAAGAGGGAGGAUUAUUUAGGAGAAGGCUAUUUCUUGAAGAGCUUUACGAUCGAAAAUUUGUUGAUGCAGUGUUGAAUGAGUGGCACAAAACAAUGAUGGACUUGCCUGCAGGGUUCCGACAAGCUUAUGAAAUGGGUUUGGUCAGCUCAGCUCAAAUGGUAAAAUUCCUAGCAAUAAAUGCCAGACCAACGACUACUAGGUUUAUAUCCAGAGCACUUCCUCAAGCAAUUUCUAGGGCAUUUAUUGGCAGGAUGAUUGCGGACCCUGCCUUUUUAUAUAGGCUUCUUUUGGAGCAGGCUGCUACAAUUGGUUGCUCUGUUUGGUGGGAGUUGAAAAAUCGCAAGGAUAGGAUAAAACAAGAAUGGGAUCUGGCCCUUAUUAAUGUGCUAACAGUAACAGCAUGCAAUGCCCUUGUUGUUUGGUCACUUGCUCCUUGUCGUUCUUAUGGAAACACAUUCCAGUUUGAUUUGCAAAAUACAUUGCAGAAGCUUCCUAACAAUAUCUUUGAAAAGAGUUACCCUCUUAGAGAAUUUGACUUGCAGAAGAGAAUCCAAUCGUUCUUCUAUAAGGCUGCGGAGUUAUGUAUGGUUGGAUUAACUGCUGGGGCAAUGCAAGGUUCCUUGACAAAUCUUUUGGCCCGUAAAAAGGAUAGGUUAUCUGUGACAAUCCCACCUGUGAGUACCUAUGCUCUUGGUUAUGGUGCUUUCCUUGGACUUUAUGCGAACCUGAGAUACCAGCUAUUAUGUGGAAUUGAUAGAGCAGUGGUCAAUCAUUUUGAUGUCAUUGGAGUGGCAUUGGUUUUCAGCACAGCUUUGAGGAUUUUAAAUGCCCAAGUAGGAGAGACAUCAAGGCUAGCUUGGCUAGGGCUAGAGCCAGAUCCUGUGGUUCAGUCAGAUGACCUUUUGAAGGCUUACAACAGGUUGUCUUCAGGGGAUGCUACGGUGUCAUCUUCUAAAUGGUUUAUCUCUAAGAAAGCUCUAGUUUCUGGGCUCGGGCUCCUUGGCAUAAAACAAGGCGAUGCUGAUUCCAUUAACGGGGAAUCACCAGCACUAAAGGUCCGUAGAAAGAGGGUUGUGCGGAAGAAGGUGUCUGCAAGUGAAGCCUAACGUAGAUUGAUUGAAUUACUGUUGCCUUCCAAUUUUGCUCCCUUCAGGCAAUAGAAACGUCAGCAUGGUUUUGGCCAUAAAAAAUAAGCCAAUAGAAGUUUCACCAUGAUUCCCAUAUGCCACUGCAGAGAGACAGAGAGGUGUUUCCAAAUGACACCAGCAUAAGAACCUUUGCGAGGAUUAGUUUUUAGGGGGAAAGGAUGUGUUAUAGAUUCCUGUACUCAUUGUUUUGUUUUUGAUGGCACAGCUUGCACUUGUAACACAGCAUUCCAAGCUGUGUAGGUCGGCACUGGUGAUUUCAAUAAAUUGGAAGUUUGAUUUUGAGCCU
Molecule: messenger RNA, 1576 nt
Organism: Populus euphratica (Euphrates poplar)
Lineage: Eukaryota; Viridiplantae; Streptophyta; Magnoliopsida; Malpighiales; Salicaceae
Exons: 8
Coding region: 1-1248 (415 amino acids)
Biological process (GO): plant organ development
Cellular component (GO): chloroplast inner membrane
Source: RefSeq, a predicted model, not a curated record